AUGUCUGCCUCUCCUGCAGGUGCAAGCAUGCUCUCCAUCGCACCUUUCAAGAUCUCGAAAGGCCUCAAGCGCUCAUGUCGUCGAGAACGAGUCCACAACAGCUCGUGGUCGUACCUGAGCUCCUCCUCGCCUUGGGUUCGAGCCAACCCCAGCUCGUCGCAGCAUUCCUCGGCAAACCUGCUAAACAGAAACAUCAGGAGCUACGAGACAUCGCAAGCUGGGGAUGGAGGCAGCAAUCAACAUAGAGGGUGCUCUGAAGCGAACGAGGCGAGCAAGAGGAAAGAGCCCGAAGACAGCUUCUCAGAGACGAGAUCGCUGCAGCUUGACAAGUGGUUGCGGCAUAUCAUCACAAUGAGGAAGAAGAAAAUGAGCAUGAGAGAGAAAUCAGGUGCUAACGUGAACGAGCCCUCAAUGUCGCUGGAUGAGAAGCUGCUCAACAUCUCGAUGAACAAACACUCCGAGGAUGAGAUGAGAAGCAAGAAGGAAGAGAUUGAGAGAUCUAUCGUGGAUCAUUACAACGGCCGCUCUCCGUUCAGCAAUCACCUCACCAGCUAUGACACUGAGACCCUGCACGCUAUCGACGAAGUGAAUGGCCACGUCUCCUUUGUCUUGAACUUGUACCCGGGGGGUUUCUCCCUCCAUAGCCCGACUGACAAUGAGAUGCUGGCGGCUCCUCGAGCGUAUGAUCCCUCUUCCAAGAAGUUUCUGCAAAGUUUGGAUCGAGGUAUGCUUCCACUGGACCUUUUGAAGGAUCUGCAAGGCAACGUGGACUUCAAGUAUGAACAGGGUUGUAUCGUGGUGGAGGUGAGAGAUUAUCGCCAGCCUCGUCAGUAUGACCUCCGUCCGAGCACUCAUCGAAUGAUUCUGCGACCCGAUGCAAGCUCACUCCAACAAGACUUGAACCAGAUCUGGCAGAUUCAUGCGAACCUGUCGAUGGAAGACAUCCUAAUCCUGGAGAAGCUCUUGCUAGUCACAACGAAACCAACUCUCUGCUUGGACCCCAGCCCAUCAGUUCAAGUGGUAGCAAAUUACAUGAAUAGAAAAUCCAGCAGGCUCCAAGUUUGGCACCAGAGGCCGCCAAGACCGGUACGAUCCGAGUUCCGACAGGAGUUCGACGCUGCUGUGCUCAAACGAGCCCAUGCUUCUGCACAUCUCUUCAAUCGAGACACUCAGUCGAUGGAGAGGUUAGAAAAGUAUGCUCACCGUCGAAUAGUCCGAGACAGGGAGAAGUUUCUUCUUGCUCCUGCCUCGCGGGAUAGUUUGUUUGCAUCUCAAGCGAUGAAAGAGCCUCUUGACGAGCCAGACGACAAGAUCGUCGGGGGUGUUGUCCAGGAAACGUUACAUGGAAUGGCGAAGAUCCUGCGGCAUUUGAAACCGCGAGCAGCUCAGGAAGAUAACGAAGCGCAUAGGGAGAAGGCGAUCCUAUCAAGGAUCAAAGCUUCUUUGGCAUCGUCGUCCAACGAAGUUGAUUCGAACGGAGAUGAUUCGUCAGCCGACAACUCUCAAGACAGCGCGGCAGCAAACAGACUCAUCAUUCCCUCUCAGCCCCGAGGAGGAUUGCCGCCUGAGCGACAGAUGCGCUUCAAGAAGAAUCGACAACUCGCUACCAUCUGGAUCCAACUACGUGCUGCAUCUUCUUACCAUGUGAUGAUGAGGAUCGAUGAUAUUGGACCGGAUGGCAAGGCCGUAGAAGGAUCUCAAGCUGUCGUACACCCUCUCAUAAUCGGGAAUGGUCGAUUGGCGCAGCUGUAUGGAUCUCAACAAGUCAUGAUCAUGCAGCGAGAGGGUUGGACUUGCACGUUCGAUUCUCACCAGAUUCUAGCCAAGAGAGGAGCAGCUCAAGCCAACGGCACCGGCAACAGCGCGUCAUCGAGCUCGCACAAGGACGGGGACGUCAAAGUCGACCCUUCCUCGCUUGUCAGGCAGUCGCUCUCGCAGCCAGCCAGCAGCCAGCAACCGAGCACUGUCAAGACUGUUCAGCCUACGAGCUCCUCAGCUCCUCCCCCUGGAGGCUCAGCAGGAGCACAGCAUCGACCGCAGACAGUUCCAGCACAGUCUCCAGCUCCAGCGCAGUCGGCUCCCAUGCAGGCGAUGCGAAAGACCGGAGGCCCAACCUCCUACUCCGUUGGACGUGGACACAUGAUGGGGAUGGGAAAUGUGCAGGCGGCAUGCUUCAUCAACAUCCACAACCUGUUCCGAGCUCGCAGGCAGUGGCGCAUCGAGGAUACGGAGUCCCUCAGCAUUCGAUGCAUCCGCAUCCUCACUCUCAUCAGCCUCCUCAGGGCAUGCCUGCCGGUCAUCCGCAACCAGCUCGGAGCUACGGGCAAGCAGGACAACUUGGACGAGGAAACGUGCCUGUCCCAGGGAGACAAACUGGACCCCACGGCGUUCCUGAUCUACCAGCAGCAGCACAUGAUGGCCCGGCCUCCUCCACAGCAGAUGGGGGGGAUGGGAAGUUAUGCUGGGAUGGCAUGCGCUCCUCCUCAGAACAAGGUUGUGCCUUCCAAGUCAGCUCCUCCUCAGCUCCCUCAUCACAUGCCCAACAACCAGCAGAAUCCCAACGGAUGA
Messenger RNA from Guillardia theta CCMP2712, 2568 nucleotides. RefSeq lists its product as hypothetical. The record is from RefSeq and is a predicted model, not a curated record. Gene Ontology annotation, cellular component: SAGA complex. Gene Ontology annotation, biological process: regulation of transcription by RNA polymerase II. The coding region runs from base 1 to 2568 and encodes 855 amino acids. NCBI's taxonomy places the organism in Eukaryota, Cryptophyceae, Pyrenomonadales, Geminigeraceae. Gene Ontology annotation, molecular function: transcription coregulator activity. The transcript is spliced from 21 exons.